GGGCAGGGACUGGACUUGAUGACCUCUUGAGGUUCCUUCCAGUUGUAUUCCUUAUACCAUUGCCAAAGCCUGUCUCUUUGGGCUGAAAAUUUCCAUGCCAGGUGUGUGCCGCACCAUUGCUCUGCUCUCAGCAAAUGUUUAUGAAAGCCAUCAAGUGCCCUAUAUCUCUCAAUGCUGUUCCAAAUAGAGGAUGACAUCCUACAAUUGCUAGUAGAUCUGUGAGGUGGAUCUAAAGGUUUUGAUGUAAUACUAUAUAGUGUGUUUCUCUUUCUUCAGUUGGCUUUUUUUAAAAAUCUAGGAAGUUGCACACCAGAAAACAAAACAUUUAAAUAGCAUUAAUGUUGCAAAGUCAAACACUCAAAAGUUAGGAAAUGUCAGGACUAUUUUUUCCUCUGUGUAACCUUAAUUCAGCACUGUGGUGUGCAGUAUGAUACAGUCUUCCAUUACCUGAUCACUUACUGUUUUUGCCCCAGACAAUCUCAAUUCUGGCAUUUCCUAACUUUUGAGUGCUUGGCUUUGCAACCUUAACAUUGUUUGUAUGUAGUUGUAUGUGCAAUUGUUGUGUUGUGGUAGCCAUUUGGCUUUUACACACUGCAGAACGUAAGCAGCAACCCUCCCCGUGUGUCUGUUUUCUAAGACAGGCUCUCCUGAUGGCAGGUGGGGGGACCAUGUUUCCUUGUUCCGUUGGCUGGUUUGUUACCUCAUCAGGCUGCAAAUAAGAAAUUCUGCUUCUGUUGAUUUAGUUCUGCCCAAACCACUCUGAAACCCGGAUUUUCACGCAAACAGUGACCAACCAUGAAACGGGCGAAUCUGCUACUGCACGAGAGGACAUGGACUGGUUCAAAAUCGUUCUUUGUUUUGUCUUGUGUUGGGAUGCUCUUACGCAGUGUCACCUCGUAGGCAGUGGUGGGCCACAUGCAGCCCAUUGCGGUUGCACGUGUGGCUCGCUAGGCUUUGUAUUUACUGUUUCUCACAUGUGGGGUUGCCAGAUCCGCUGUUUUCCAUCCGUGUAGUUCUCCUCCGACUGGUAUUACGAAAGGGACAUGUGCUUAAAGCCAGGACAGGUGACGUGAGGUGCACGCUGAUUGCAAGCAACGUUGACUGUAAAGCCAGGCACUCCCUCUGCAGCCAAUCACACUGGUGCUACUGUUCACUCGGCUCUCCCCGCAAAUUCUAGGUACCCAAGCACAGUGAACAAAACUGCGCUAUCCCAGGAGACCAUCUUGAUUAUGACAGUCUUGCAACCCAUCAUGAUGCAGGGUCACUUGUGCGGCCCACCCUCUCGCCCAGGUUGCCCAUCGCUGUCUCAGGCGCUCAGCAGAAGGUUAUGAAUUUUGUGGGCUUGAUAAAAGGGCUGCUUCCUCGGUUUCUUCAAGUGCCCCUUGAAGGAUACAGUUAAUAAAAGGAGUUGUACUUCUUAUCGAGGGCAGGAAAUACAGUAGUGAAACAGAAAAUGCAGCAAACGUUUGUUAAUUGUACCAAACCCUUUGCUUGUUUUCAGCUUUAUUGUCAACAGAAUUCACCGUUUCCUGCCUGCUGGUAAUGCUUAGCCCUACAGGGCGCUUCACGGAUGUUAACUGAGCCUCCCAGGUACCGGUCCGAGAAUGCUGUGUUCUCCCCCAACCCUCUGCUCGCCAGCUGCCCUGCGAGGUUAUGUCCUUUAUCCUUUGGCGAAGGAGUUGAGUUUGACCCUCUGCCACCAAAGGAGAUAAGGUACACCUCCUCUGUGAAGUAUGGCUCGGAGAAGCACUUCAUCGAUGAUGUCUACAUGCCAGUGGGGUUAGGCGUUUCCUUGUGCAGCCAAACAGUUGUUUGCAUCCCUGAUUGCACGUGGCGCAGUUACAAAGCCGAGGUCCAUUUCAAGCCUCGGAACAAGCCCCUGCGUUUCACCAGCACCACCAUCGUCUACCCAAAGCACCCCAAAACUGUGUACACCACCACUCUGGAUUACAACUGCAGGAAGUCCAUACGGCGGUUCUUGUCCAGCAUCGAGCUGGAGUCUGCAGAAUACUCUGGGAACGAUUACCUCCUGGAUGACUGCUGACUGACAUUUGUCUCUCUUGCUAUGACCCAUCCUAGUCCCUUCCUACUGUAUUGUACUAACUCUCCACUAGCUAAAGUGGGUAAAAACACCUAGUUGCCCAAUCACUCUAAGGGAACCUCACCUGUCGCUACCUCUGUGCCAGCUCAGAAAUUCAGCUUUAAGCAUCAGUGUGGCCUGCACCUACUUUUCUAUGGAAAUUUAGCCAUUUGUCCUCUUUUAGAAUUGAUGAUUCCCUCUCCUCCUCCCCUGCUGCAGUAAUCAGAUGAAAAUAAGGGAAAUGUUUCCAAAGAGGAAAAGUUAAUCACUCUUUCACAGAUAAGGGAGAAUCUGGGACAGUGGAAAAACAUGCUUGACACUUCAUGCUGAUGUGUAAAACCAAUGACAAUCUUCUUUGUUGCAGAAAAUCUAGCAGAUAAUUCAGCCACUUGUAAACAGAGCCGUAAUUAAUUUCAUCUUUGGUCACAAGACUGUCUAUUUCCUGGUGAAGCAGUAGGUGCUGACAUCUUCUGGCAUAGGUUAGCUGAUGGGAAAUCCAGAAUUUUAUAUCUAAGCAGAUGUUUUUAAUCGCAUUCAAGCCUGUUUUAAAAGAUGUUCCUUUAAGGGGGGAAAGGAUGUUUUGAUUAGAGCAAGAGUUAAACUGCAUUUGGGUAGGCAACGGCACAGAAGGAACUGGGUCAUCUUUCUUCAGGCUCCCCAUCUGGGUAAUCUUACAGAACAUCUUGUGUACUUCCCAGUUAGUUAACCCAGCCUCAGACUUGUGCAACUGCUUGUCAGUGCAGGGUUACUAGAAUUUGCAGGCACUGGACUGGAACGUGCAGUGAAGAAUAUUGCACAGAAAAUGAUCCGAUGGGUGAUGAAUUUUGAAAGCCAAGUAUAGACAUCACAAUGGUUUCAAACUGCUAGUUAGCUGGUAUGUGCUAAUGCUGGCCCUGUUCCUCUCUCAAGAGGAGCUGCAACAUGGAAGAAUGUUAGGAAACCCACAGCGUGAAGGUCAUAAAAUGGAAGUCGAAUUUUGGGACUCCAGCAGCGUCAUGUAGGGUACAGGGGAGUGACUUGCUAAAGAAGAUAUUGAUUGUGACAAAGGGAAUGUAAAACUGUCAAUGGUCUAGAUCUACAGCCAUGCCUGCGCUUUCCCUGUUGGGCUUGGCACAGAUCGUUAUUUUCAGCUUUUGAGCUGAUGGCUUUGAUGAUUUCACUGAGGAAAGCAAGAUCUUCCAUACCAGCAGCUUCCUGAGCAGCCCUGCAGUAUCAAAUCAGAAGUGUGUUUUGGCGGAAGGGCACUGGGGGCUAAGGGGGCAGAGAAGCGGAGGAGAGAGAUGGGGAGAAUAAAAACUUCAGAUAUUCUUAACCUG
Messenger RNA from Pelodiscus sinensis (Chinese soft-shelled turtle), 3396 nucleotides. The record is from RefSeq and is a predicted model, not a curated record. NCBI's taxonomy places the organism in Eukaryota, Metazoa, Chordata, Testudines, Trionychidae.